Cladophialophora immunda is the source of this 225-nucleotide messenger RNA. RefSeq lists its product as uncharacterized. The coding region runs from base 1 to 225 and encodes 74 amino acids. NCBI's taxonomy places the organism in Eukaryota, Fungi, Ascomycota, Eurotiomycetes, Chaetothyriales, Herpotrichiellaceae. The transcript is spliced from 2 exons. The record is from RefSeq and is a predicted model, not a curated record.
AUGCCCAAUGGCGCGGCCGCAGCCGAGGGGAAUUCGGCGACUGGAGAAGAGGAGGACGAGGACGAGAUGCUCCUCGAUACCUUCGAAGACAAGCGGGCGCGAGAGGCCCAAACUCAUCAAGAAGACGACGAUGACGACGAGGACGACGACGAGGACAACGAGGACGAUGACGAUGAUGACGAAGACGAUAGCGCCAUCUUUAUCUCGGCCAGGAGAGUGGCCUAG